Trichoderma virens Gv29-8 is the source of this 885-nucleotide messenger RNA. RefSeq lists its product as uncharacterized. The transcript has a single exon. The coding region runs from base 1 to 885 and encodes 294 amino acids. Lineage: Eukaryota; Fungi; Ascomycota; Sordariomycetes; Hypocreales; Hypocreaceae. The record is from RefSeq and is a predicted model, not a curated record.
AUGAGCGCAUCCGUCGACCAGGAAGCGGCUCGGAGAGAUGAGGCAGAGGCUUCCACCGUCCAUGUGCGGGCGAUGGCAGCAGCCGUGCAGCAGCAGAAGACGCGGCGCCGCAGGGGAUCGCUCAGGAAAGUUGCGCUGCUGGGAAGAGGCGCUCAGCGAGACAGGAGAGACUGGCCGCUGGCUAUUGAAACAGACGCGAUAGCUGACGCGCCCAUUUCUGAACCUGCUCGCUUUGGCCCUGCUUCUGGUUCUGGAAGCACGGUGCACAACGCUCUUGGCCUCAACAUCUCCCCUAUCUCAUCCCCGGCAAAUGAAUAUCCUUGCCAGCCCAAUCUCAAUCUUAUUGGUUCGCCAACUCCUUCAGCCUGCUUCGAUGCCGGGAUGGGCGGGAGCGAGAGACAGGCGGACAUGUACAGUUUCACAACCGAUGAGGAAGACAUCAUCCAGCUGGGGACUCGUGCUUCUCAGUCGCUUCGAUCUGGCCUCCCUCUGUCCUCUGGAUCCGAGUCUUACUACGCUGGACGUGCCGCAACUGAACGUCGACAAAAGGCUAAAUCCCCGCUCUCUUAUUCCGCCUCAACUCUACCUCAGCCUGGUGUAGGCUGGGACUAUUCCGAGACUGAGUGGUGGGGCUGGGUGGUUCUGGUGGUGACCUGGUUUGUCUUUGUUAUCGGAAUGGGCUCUUGCCUUGAGAUCUGGAAAUGGGCUUGGGAUGUAGGUAAGAAGCCGUAUGCACCGCCUGAGCUUGAGGAUGACGGGACUUUGCCAAUUAUUGGUUACUAUCCUGCGCUCAUUACUUUGACAUGUGUCAUGGCUUGGGUCUGGGUGGUUGUUGCUUGGGUGGGGAUGAAGUAUUUCCGGCACGCAAAGAUCAGCGGCGAUUGA